GGCGCUGCACCCGAGGGCCCCUGCCCGCCCGCCGCUCACUUGUGCAGGCUUUAUGGACCGCAGUUCGAAGAGGAGACAAGUGAAGCCUUUGGCAGCUUCGCUGCUGGAAGCUUUAGAUUAUGAUAGCUCUGAUGACAGUGAUUUUAAAGUUGGAGAUGCUUCAGAUUCUGAAGGAAGUGGUCAUGGGAGUGAAGAUGCAUCAAAGGACAGUGGUGAAGGUUCCUGUACUGAAUCAGAAGAAAAUAUCUUGGAGGAGGAACCAGCAGAAGAGAAAGUAGAAGAGCAACAGCCAAAAAGCUCCACUGAAGAAGAGGUGCCAACAGCAGACAAAGAGGUAAUUAAAACUGAAAAGAAAGAGCAAGAAGAUGAAGAAGAAAAGCCAAAAAAGAAGAAAGAGAAGGAGAAAGCAGCUGAACCUGAUGUUGUGGCUGAUGAGCAAACAAAUGAACCAAAAAAAUGGAAUUUACGCAGGAACCGACCUUUGCUGGAUUUUGUAUCAAUGGAAGAACUAAAUGAUAUGGAUGACUACGAUAGUGAAGAUGACAAUGACUGGCGGCCUACUGCUGAGAAAAAAAAAGGAAAAAACGCACUGCGAAAAGAGGGGAGUGAUGGAGAUAAUGAGGAUGAUGAAGAUGAUGGGAGCGGAAGUGAUGAGGAUGACAAUGAUGAGGAAGGUAAUGAAGAAGAUAAUAGCAGCACAGCUAGUGAUGGAGGAUCCAAGAAGAAGAAGAGUAAAGUUCUUAACAGGAAUAAUGCAGAUGAUGAGGAAUUGACAAAUGAUAGCCUGGCUCUUUCACAAAGCAAGAGUAAUGAGGACUCAUUGAUCCUUGAGAAGUCUCAAAAUUGGAGUUCCCAGAAAAUGGACCAUAUUUUGAUUUGUUGCGUUUGUCUUGGAGAUAACAGUGAAGAUGCUGAUGAAAUAAUCCAGUGUGACAACUGUGGAAUAACAGUGCAUGAAGGUUGCUAUGGUGUUGAUGGAGAGAGUGACUCUAUCAUGAGCUCAGCUUCAGAAAAUUCCACAGAACCUUGGUUUUGUGAUGCAUGCAAAUGUGGCGUCACACCUAGUUGUGAAUUGUGUCCUAACCAGGAUGGGAUCUUCAAGGAGACUGAUGCAGGCAGGUGGGUCCAUAUUGUUUGUGCCCUCUAUGUUCCAGGAGUGGCAUUUGGAGAUAUUGACAAACUGCGGCCAGUAACGCUUACAGAAAUGAAUUAUUCAAAGUAUGGUGCCAAGGAAUGCAGUUUUUGUGAAGAUCCUCGUUUUGCCAGAACUGGUGUAUGCAUUAGUUGUGAUGCUGGGAUGUGCAGAGCUUAUUUCCAUGUGACCUGCGCUCAGAAGGAAGGCCUCCUCUCAGAAGCAGCAGCAGAAGAGGAUAUAGCUGACCCUUUUUUUGCUUAUUGUAAACAGCAUGCGGACAGGUUAGACAGAAAAUGGAAGCGGAAGAACUACUUGGCAUUACAAUCUUACUGUAAAAUGUCCUUGCAGGAAAGAGAAAAACAGCUUUCACCAGAAGCUCAGGCUCGAAUCAAUGCCAGGCUACAGCAGUAUCGUGCCAAGGCGGAGCUGGCCCGCACCACCAGGCCUCAGGCCUGGGUUCCCAGGGAGAAGCUACCACGACCACUUACUAGCAGUGCUUCAGCCAUACGUAAGCUUAUGCGCAAAGCUGAAUUAAUGGGAAUUAGUACAGACAUUUUUCCAGUGGAUACUUCAGAUACUAGUUCCAGUGUUGAUGGAAGAAGAAAACAUAAACAACCAGCUCUCACUGCUGAUUUUGUGAAUUAUUACCUUGAGAGAAAUAUGCGCAUGAUUCAAAUCCAGGAGAAUAUGGCUGAACAGAAGAAUAUCAAGGAUAAAUUAGAAAAUGAGCAAGAAAAGCUUCAUGUGGAGUAUAAUAAGCUGUGUGAGUCCUUGGAAGAGCUACAAAAUUUGAAUGGAAAACUGCGAAAUGAAGGGCAAGGCAUUUGGGCUCUGCUGGGUAGAAUCAUUGGACAGAAAUUGAACAUACCAGCAAUUUUACGUGCUCCUAAGGAAAGGAAACCAAGUAAAAAGGAAGGAGGAACACAAAAGACAUCUACACUUCCAGCUGUACUUUAUAGUUGUGGAAUUUGCAAGAAGAACCAUGAUCAACACCUACUGCUACUGUGUGAUACUUGUAAACUCCAUUAUCAUCUUGGUUGCCUGGAUCCACCUCUUACAAGGAUGCCAAGGAAGACCAAGAACAGUUACUGGCAGUGCUCAGAGUGUGACCAGGCAGGUAGCAGUGACAUGGAGGCUGAUAUCGCCAUGGAAACCUUACCAGAUGGGACCAAAAGAUCAAGGAGACAGAUUAAAGAACCAGUGAAAUUUGUUCCUCAGGAUGUGCCACCAGAACCGAAGAAAAUUCCAAUCAGAAACACGAGAACUAGAGGACGAAAACGAAGCUUUGUGCCUGAAGAAGAAAAACCUGAGGAACGGAUUCCCAGAGAAAGAAGACAACGACAGUCUGUUCUACAAAAGAAGCCCAAGUCGGAGGAUUUAAGGACUGAAUGUGCUACCUGCAAAGGGACUGGAGACAACGAAAAUCUAGUCAGGUGUGAUGAAUGCAGGCUUUGCUAUCAUUUUGGCUGUCUAGACCCUCCCUUGAAAAAGUCUCCUAAACAGACUGGCUAUGGAUGGAUUUGUCAGGAAUGUGACUCUACAUCCUCCAAAGACUCCGAGCCGUCAAAUGAGGUGGUCUCAGAGGCCCCAGGUAAUGUGGUACCCUCUACCUCAAGAAGUAGCUCUGAAGAGCUGGUAUCGGUGGCACAGAAACGUCCAGAAGAGGAAGAUGAAAAUGAAGCUGAGGCAGAAAAUCCAUCUCAGGACCUGAAUUUGGAACAGAAAAAAUCAAAAAAAUAGGAGAUUGCUGUCUUGUUUGAAAUAUUUGCAAGUUGUGUAACAGUGAUUAUAGUUUCUCAUUGUAAAAUUAACAAAAAAAGUUCUCAAUAAAGUCAUUGAAAAUUAAAUUCAUGCUGCACUGGGGAAUUAAUUAAGUAGCUCCUGGUGAUAUUCUUGAUUGCAUUAAAAGCUGAAUUAUCAGAACUGAGCACCAUACCAAUAAAAUUCUAAAAGCUUUUUGAACACGGUAUAGAAAGCUGAUGGGUUAUUCAUCACUAAUAACAUUU
This is a messenger RNA of Gymnogyps californianus (California condor), 3141 nucleotides long. It is a transcript of the gene PHF14, whose product is annotated as PHD finger protein 14. The transcript has 19 exons. The coding region runs from base 53 to 2875 and encodes 940 amino acids. Gene Ontology annotation, biological process: regulation of transcription by RNA polymerase II. The record is from RefSeq and is a predicted model, not a curated record. NCBI's taxonomy places the organism in Eukaryota, Metazoa, Chordata, Aves, Accipitriformes, Cathartidae.